Molecule: messenger RNA, 2318 nt
Organism: Amaranthus tricolor (Joseph's coat)
Lineage: Eukaryota; Viridiplantae; Streptophyta; Magnoliopsida; Caryophyllales; Amaranthaceae
Product: 3-hydroxy-3-methylglutaryl-coenzyme A reductase 1-like
Exons: 4
Coding region: 224-1951 (575 amino acids)
Biological process (GO): isoprenoid biosynthetic process; sterol biosynthetic process; coenzyme A metabolic process
Cellular component (GO): peroxisomal membrane; endoplasmic reticulum membrane
Molecular function (GO): hydroxymethylglutaryl-CoA reductase (NADPH) activity; protein binding
Source: RefSeq, a predicted model, not a curated record
ACUCCUCGUUCCUCGCUGCCCCUCAAAUACCCCUAUAAAUUCUCACUUCAUUUUGCCCUUCAUUUCCUCUUCACCAACAAAUCCAUAAAAAAAUAAAAAGAAAAGACAACUACUAGACAUGUAAAGAAAAAAAAUAAAUAAAAAGCAAAACUCAAAUUUGCUGACUCUUUUCCAAUUCUACCCCUCUCCUCAAACUCCCCCCUCUCUCUCCUCUUUUCCGGCAAUGGACAUCAGGCGGCGACAACCUCACGUGCCGCAUCACCUUAAACAUUCUCGCCGGAAGGAUAUCUCCCAUGGCGAUGAAUCCCCCAAAGCUUCCGAUGCUUUGCCUCUUCCUCUUUACCUUACUAACGCUUUUUUUCUGACGCUUUUCUUCUCUGUGGUGUACUUUCUCCUUCAACGAUGGAGGGAGAAGAUCCGUAAUUCUACUCCUCUUCAUGUUGUCUCUCUCUCCGAAAUUGCCGCCAUAGUCACUUUCUUGGCUUCGUUUAUAUAUCUUUUAGGGUUUUUUGGAAUUGAUUUUGUUCAAUCUUUUAUUUCUCCUCGUUCUUCUUUUGGAGAGGAAGAGGAUGAGGAAAAUAUGGAGGAGGAGAAGCGAAUCCUUAAAGAAGAUAAGCGUCCUCCUUGCGGAAUUCCAAUUCCUUUGCCGGAGAAGAAAAUGGAAAUUCAAAAUAUUCCGAAAAACUUAGAUCUCACACCGGAAGAUGAAGAGAUUGUUGAAUCAGUUGUGAAAGGAACAACUCCAUCGUAUUCAUUGGAAUCGAAGCUUGGAGAUUGUUUCCGAGCAGCGAAGAUUCGACGAGAAGCGCUUCAAAGAAUAACAGGGAGGUCAGUGAUGGGAUUGCCAUUGGAUGGAUUUGAUUAUGAGUCAAUUCUAGGACAAUGUUGUGAAAUGCCGGUUGGUUUUGUGCAAAUUCCGGUUGGAAUUGCUGGACCUUUGUUAUUAGAUGGGAGAGAGUACUCAGUUCCGAUGGCUACGACGGAAGGUUGCCUUGUUGCAAGUACUAAUCGAGGGUGUAAAGCGAUAUAUUUAUCAGGUGGUGCUUGUAGUGUGAUUUUGAAAGAUGGGAUGACUAGAGCUCCUGUUGUUAGGUUUGGAUCAGCUAGAAGAGCUGCUGAAUUGAAGUUUUUCCUGGAGGAUCCUGCUAAUUUUGAGACGGUUUCUCUCGUUUUCAACAAGUCUAGUAGAUUUGCAAGACUUCAGGAAGUGAAGUGUGCGAUUGCCGGGAAGAACUUGUAUGUCAGGUUUACUUGUAGCACUGGUGAUGCCAUGGGAAUGAACAUGGUGUCUAAAGGUGUUCAGAAUGUGUUGGAGUUCCUUCAUAGUGAUUUCCCUGAUAUGGAUGUUAUUGGAAUCUCUGGAAACUACUGCUCAGACAAGAAGCCAGCUGCUGUGAACUGGAUAGAAGGCAGGGGGAAAUCUGUCGUUUGUGAAGCUGUCAUCAGAGAGGAUGUUGUAAAGAAGGUCCUCAAGACAGACGUGGCUUCCCUUGUUGAGCUAAACAUGCUUAAGAAUCUUACUGGAUCUGCCGUGGCAGGCGCACUUGGUGGCUUUAAUGCGCAUGCUGCCAACAUUGUCUCUGCCAUCUAUAUUGCAACCGGCCAAGAUCCAGCUCAAAAUGUUGAAAGUUCUCAUUGUAUUACCAUGAUGGAAGCCGUUAAUGAUGGCAAAGAUCUUCAUAUUUCGGUUAGCAUGCCUUCUAUUGAGGUUGGAACAGUAGGAGGUGGAACCCAAUUAGCUUCUCAAGCAGCAUGCCUAAACUUAUUGGGAGUCAGAGGUGCAAACAGGGAGGCCGCCGGAGGAAACAGCAGGCUUUUGGCCUCCAUUGUUGCUGGUUCUGUUCUUGCCGGUGAGCUCUCUUUAAUGUCUGCGAUUGCUGCCGGACAACUUGUAAAGAGCCACAUGAAAUAUAAUCGAUCGAGCAGAGAUAUCAGUAAAGUCUCGUCCUAGAAGGAUCUGCUGCUUGGAUAUGAUCAAAAACCCUUCAUACGUCCUGAUGUAGUCAACGGUCAGGAAGAUUGACCAAAUCGAGUGGUCGAAAAGGGAGGAGCGAAAAAGAAAAGAGAGAGAGAUGUUUACAGAGAAUUCAGAUGUUUUUCUCUUGUCUAUCUUUUUAGCUUCUUGCAGAUGUGUGUAAAUUGAGAAGAAGGGAUUUAAGCUUGUGUUUGAUUUGUUUUAUUUCUUUACAGAAUACUGCACAGUUCAAUCAUCUUCUAUGCUUGAACUUUCAGUUUGCUUGUGUUUCAGAAAUAAGAGCAAAUGUCUAUAUUGUUACUUUUUAUCAUUUCUGUGUCUAUCCUUUCUCGUUUUUCCGCUC